GGCAGCGGUGGGUUGGGGACUGAGGCGCCGCUUCUGUGGUCGCGGCUGGGACGUACGCCGGCGCCACCAUCUUCCGCUGAAGAGGUGCUUGCUCGUGGACCCUUCUGCUCACCAUGGCACAAAGAACUGGCCUGGAAGACCCCGAGAGGUAUCUCUUUGUGGACAGGGCGGUCAUCUACAACCCUGCCACCCAAGCCGACUGGACGGCUAAGAAGUUGAUGUGGAUCCCAUCAGAGCGCCAUGGCUUCGAGGCGGCGAGCAUCAAAGAAGAGCGGGGGGAUGAGGUUAUGGUGGAGCUGGCUGAGAACGGCAAGAAGGCCAUGGUCAACAAGGAUGACAUUCAGAAGAUGAAUCCCCCCAAGUUCUCCAAAGUGGAGGACAUGGCAGAGCUGACCUGCUUGAACGAGGCGUCCGUCCUGCAUAACCUGAAGGAUCGCUACUAUUCAGGACUCAUCUAUACCUAUUCCGGACUCUUCUGCGUGGUCAUCAAUCCGUACAAGAAUCUCCCGAUUUACUCUGAGAACAUCAUCGAGAUGUACAGAGGGAAGAAGCGGCAUGAGAUGCCCCCGCACAUCUAUGCCAUCUCCGAGUCUGCCUACAGAUGCAUGCUUCAAGAUCGUGAGGACCAGUCAAUUCUCUGCACGGGCGAAUCCGGAGCUGGGAAGACAGAAAAUACCAAGAAAGUCAUUCAGUACCUUGCUCAUGUUGCCUCUUCGCAUAAAGGAAGGAAGGACCACAAUAUUCCUCAGGAAUCGCCUAAACCAGUAAAACACCAGGGGGAACUUGAACGGCAGCUUCUGCAAGCAAAUCCCAUUCUGGAAUCAUUUGGAAAUGCAAAGACUGUGAAAAAUGACAACUCGUCUCGCUUUGGCAAGUUUAUUCGAAUCAACUUUGAUGUAACUGGGUAUAUUGUUGGGGCCAACAUCGAAACAUACCUUCUGGAAAAGUCUCGGGCUGUCCGCCAGGCCAAGGACGAACGCACGUUUCAUCUCUUUUACCAGCUGCUGGCCGGGGCCGGGGAACACUUGAAAGCUGAUUUGCUUCUUGAGGGGUUCAACAACUACAGAUUUCUCUCCAACGGCUACAUCCCUAUUCCGGGACAGCAAGACAAGGACAACUUCCAGGAAACGAUGGAAGCAAUGCACAUCAUGGGCUUCUCCCACGAAGAGAUUCUGUCAAUGCUCAAGGUCGUUUCUUCUGUGCUGCAAUUCGGAAAUAUUUCCUUCAAAAAGGAGAGGAACACUGAUCAAGCCUCCAUGCCGGAAAACACAGUUGCGCAGAAGCUGUGCCACCUGCUGGGGAUGAACGUGAUGGAGUUCACCCGGGCCAUCCUCACCCCCCGGAUCAAGGUCGGCCGAGACUACGUGCAGAAAGCCCAGACCAAAGAGCAAGCAGACUUUGCAGUAGAAGCACUGGCUAAAGCGACCUACGAGCGACUCUUCCGCUGGCUCGUUCACCGGAUUAAUAAAGCCCUGGACAGGACCAAGCGCCAGGGGGCAUCUUUCAUCGGGAUCCUGGACAUUGCUGGAUUUGAAAUCUUUGAGCUGAACUCCUUCGAGCAGCUGUGCAUCAACUACACCAACGAGAAGCUGCAGCAGCUCUUCAACCACACCAUGUUCGUGCUGGAGCAGGAGGAGUACCAGCGCGAGGGCAUCGAGUGGAACUUCAUCGACUUCGGCCUCGACCUGCAGCCCUGCAUCGACCUCAUCGAGAGACCCGCGAACCCUCCUGGGGUGCUGGCCCUGCUGGACGAAGAGUGUUGGUUCCCCAAAGCCACCGAUAAGACCUUCGUGGAGAAGCUGGUUCAGGAGCAAGGCUCUCACUCCAAAUUCCAGAAGCCCCGGCAGCUGAAAGACAAAGCUGACUUUUGCAUCAUACACUACGCGGGGAAGGUGGACUACAAGGCCGACGAGUGGCUGAUGAAGAACAUGGACCCCCUGAAUGACAACGUGGCCACCCUUCUGCACCAGUCCUCAGACAGAUUUGUGGCCGAGCUCUGGAAAGACGAGAUUCAGAAUAUUCAGAGAGCCUCUUUCUAUGACAGUGUUUCUGGUCUUCCUGAGCCACCAGUGGACCGCAUCGUGGGCCUGGACCAGGUCACCGGGAUGACCGAGACGGCCUUCGGCUCGGCAUACAAGACCAAGAAGGGCAUGUUCCGGACAGUGGGGCAGCUCUACAAGGAGUCCCUCACCAAGCUGAUGGCCACCCUGCGCAACACAAACCCCAACUUCGUCCGCUGCAUCAUCCCCAACCAUGAGAAGCGGGCCGGGAAACUGGACCCCCACCUGGUGCUGGACCAGCUGCGCUGCAACGGGGUCCUGGAGGGGAUCCGCAUCUGCCGCCAGGGUUUCCCCAACCGGAUCGUCUUCCAGGAGUUCAGGCAGAGAUACGAGAUCCUGACGCCCAACGCAAUCCCCAAAGGGUUUAUGGACGGCAAACAGGCUUGUGAGCGAAUGAUCCGAGUGUUAGAACUGGACCCUAACCUGUACAGGAUCGGGCAGAGCAAGAUCUUCUUCCGCGCCGGCGUCCUCGCACACCUCGAGGAAGAGAGAGACUUAAAAAUCACGGACAUCAUCAUCUUCUUCCAGGCUGUCUGCCGAGGCUACCUCGCCAGGAAGGCCUUUGCCAAGAAGCAGCAGCAGCUGAGUGCCCUGAAGGUCCUGCAGCGGAACUGCGCAGCCUACCUGAAGCUGCGGCACUGGCAGUGGUGGCGCGUCUUCACAAAGGUGAAGCCUCUGCUUCAAGUGACCCGCCAAGAGGAAGAACUCCAGGCCAAAGACGAAGAGCUGCUGAAGGUGAAGGAGAAGCAGACCAAGGUGGAGGGCGAGCUGGAGGAGAUGGAGAGGAAGCAUCAGCAGCUCCUGGAGGAGAAGAGCAUCCUCGCGGAGCAGCUGCAGGCCGAGACGGAGCUCUUCGCCGAGGCGGAGGAGAUGCGCGCGCGCCUGGCGGCCAAGAAGCAGGAGCUGGAGGAGAUCCUGCACGACCUGGAGUCCAGGGUGGAGGAGGAGGAGGAGAGGAACCAGCUGCUGCAGAACGAGAAAAAGAAGAUGCAGGCCCACAUCCAGGACCUGGAGGAGCAGCUGGAUGAGGAGGAGGGCGCCAGGCAGAAGCUGCAGCUGGAAAAGGUCACGGCGGAGGCCAAGAUCAAGAAGAUGGAGGAGGAGAUCCUGCUGCUCGAGGACCAGAACUCCAAGUUCAUCAAAGAGAAGAAGCUCACGGAAGACCGCAUUGCUGAGUGCUGCUCGCAGCUGGCCGAAGAGGAGGAGAAGGCCAAGAACUUGGCCAAGACACGCAAUAAGCAGGAAGUGAUGAUCUCAGAUUUAGAAGAACGGCUCAAGAAGGAGGAGAAGACGCGGCAGGAGCUGGAGAAGGCCAAACGGAAACUGGACGGGGAGACCACCGACCUGCAAGACCAGAUCGCCGAGCUGCAGGCCCAGAUCGACGAGCUCAAGGCCCAGCUGACCAAGAAGGAGGAGGAGCUCCAGGGGGCCUUGGCCAGGGGGGACGACGAAGCCCUGCACAAGAACAACGCGCUGAGAGUGGUGCGGGAGCUGCAGGCGCAGAUCGCCGAGCUGCAGGAGGACUUCGAGUCCGAGAAGGCGUCGCGGAACAAGGCGGAGAAGCAGAAGAGGGACUUGAGUGAGGAGCUGGAGGCGCUGAAGACGGAGCUGGAGGACACCCUGGACACGACCGCGGCCCAGCAGGAGCUCCGUACAAAACGUGAGCAGGAAGUGGCAGAGCUCAAGAAGGCUCUGGAGGAGGAGACGAAGAACCACGAGGCGCAAGUCCAGGAUAUGCGGCAGAGGCACGGCACCGCCCUGGAGGAGCUCUCGGAGCAGCUGGAGCAGGCCAAGAGGUUCAAAGCGAACCUGGAGAAGAACAAGCAGGGCCUGGAGACGGACAACAAGGAGCUGGCGUGUGAGGUGAAGGCUCUGCAGCAGGUCAAGGCCGAGUCGGAGCACAAGAGGAAGAAGCUCGACGCCCAGGUCCAGGAGCUCCACACCAAGGUCUCUGAAGGGGACAGGCUACGGGUGGAGCUGGCCGAGAAAGCCAACAAGUUGCAGAAUGAAUUGGACAGUGUCUCCACACUUCUGGAAGAAGCGGAGAAGAAGGGGAUUAAAUUCGCUAAGGACGCAUCUGGUCUGGAGUCGCAGCUGCAAGACACGCAGGAGCUGCUGCAGGAAGAGACGCGGCAAAAGCUGAACCUGAGCAGCCGGAUCCGGCAGCUGGAGGAGGAGAAGAACAGCCUGCAGGAGCAGCAGGAGGAAGAGGAGGAGGCUAGGAAGGCCCUGGAGAAACAGGUGUUGGCCCUGCAGUCCCAGCUGGCCGAUAGCAGGAAGAGGGUCGAUGACGACGUGGGGACCAUUGAAGGCUUGGAAGAAGUCAAGAAGAAGCUUCUCAAGGACGUGGAGGCCCUGAGCCAGCGGCUGGAGGAGAAGGCGCUGGCGUUCGACAAGCUGGAGAAGACCAAGAACCGGCUGCAGCAGGAGCUGGACGACCUGACCGUCGACCUGGACCACCAGCGCCAGAUCGUCUCCAGCCUGGAGAAGAAGCAGAAGAAGUUUGACCAGCUGCUGGCAGAGGAGAAGAACAUCUCGGCCCGCUACGCGGAGGAGCGCGACCGCGCCGAGGCAGAGGCCCGGGAGAAGGAGACCAAGGCCCUGUCCCUGGCCCGGGCCCUCGAGGAGGCGCUGGCAGCCAAGGAGGAGUGUGAGCGGCAGAACAAGCAGCUGCGCGCAGACAUGGAGGACCUGAUGAGCUCCAAGGACGACGUGGGCAAGAGCGUCCAUGAGCUGGAGAAGUCCAAGCGGGCCCUGGAGCAGCAGGUGGAAGAGAUGCGGACGCAGCUGGAGGAGCUGGAGGACGAGCUGCAGGCCACAGAGGACGCCAAGCUGCGGCUGGAGGUCAACAUGCAGGCCAUGAAGGCCCAGUUCGAGCGGGACCUGCAGACCAGGGACGAGCAGAAUGAAGAGAAGAAGCGGCUGCUGGUUAAGCAGGUCCGGGAGCUGGAGGCGGAGCUGGAGGACGAGCGCAAACAGCGGGCGCUCGCCGUGGCCGCCAAGAAGAAGAUGGAAAUGGACCUGAAGGACCUCGAGGCCCAGAUGGAGGCAGCGCACAAAGCCCGGGACGAGGUGCUCAAGCAGCUCCGCAGGCUGCAGGCCCAGAUGAAGGAUUACCAGCGGGAGCUGGAAGAGGCGCGGGCCUCCCGGGACGAGAUCUUUGCGCAGUCCAAGGAGAGCGAGAAGAAGCUGAAGAGUCUGGAGGCAGAAAUACUGCAGCUGCAGGAGGAGCUUGCCUCGUCGGAGCGGGCCCGCCGCCACGCCGAGCAGGAGAGGGACGAGCUGGCCGACGAGAUCGCCAACAGUGCUUCUGGCAAGUCCGCGCUGCUGGAUGAGAAGCGGCGGCUGGAGGCGCGGAUCGCGCAGCUGGAGGAGGAGCUGGAGGAGGAGCAGAGCAACACGGAGCUGCUCAAUGACCGCUUCCGCAAAACCACCCUUCAGGUGGACACCCUGAAUGCCGAGCUGGCGGCCGAGCGCAGCGCCGCCCAGAAGAGCGACAGCGCGCGCCAGCAGCUGGAGCGGCAGAGCAAGGAGCUGAAGGCCAAGCUGCAGGAGCUGGAGGGCACCGUCAAGUCCAAGUUCAAGGCCACCAUCUCAGCCCUGGAGGCCAAGCUCGGGCAGCUGGAGGAGCAGCUGGAGCAGGAGGCCAAGGAGCGAGCAGCUGCCAACAAACUGGUCCGCCGUACGGAGAAGAAGCUGAAGGAGAUCUUCAUGCAGGUGGAAGACGAGCGCCGACAUGCGGAUCAGUACAAAGAGCAGAUGGAGAAGGCCAACGCCAGGAUGAAGCAGCUGAAGCGGCAGCUGGAGGAGGCAGAGGAGGAAGCUACACGUGCCAACGCAUCUCGGCGUAAACUCCAGCGGGAGCUGGACGAUGCCACCGAGGCCAACGAGGGCCUGAGCCGUGAGGUCAGCACCCUCAAGAACCGGCUGAGGCGCGGUGGCCCCAUCAGUUUCUCUUCGAGCCGAUCCGGCCGGCGCCAGCUGCACCUCGAGGGGGCGUCCCUGGAGCUGUCCGACGACGACACAGAGAGCAAGACCAGUGACGUCAACGAGACGCUGCCGCCCCCGCCGUCGGAGUAGAGCCGUGGGAGCACCAAGGCCACGGGUACAGCGGACACAGCUUGCCUGCCGCCCAAGUGGCUGCCCGCAAACAGGGACUGAGCGCCCCACGGGCUCCCAAGCGGAAGGAAGAUCCGCUGUGUCUGAGGGCUCUCCGGCUGCUCGUACUGUAUCCUGCUUUGACUUUAGGUACAAUCGCGCCCCUUUUCUACAUAUGUAUAUAUUUAUAUAUAUAUACAUACAUACAUAUAUACACGCGCCCCACACACACUAUUAAAUCGAUUGUCUCCUCAUUGCAUCCACUUCCCCUGUACUCACCGGGAGGCCAUGUGACAGCCCCUGUUAAGAGGAGACCCUCCCGCCCCCUUGUCCCCAGGCGCGGGGUCAUAGCGGGGGCUGCCCGGCACUCUGCAUGCUCGGGGGUACAGACCGGACCUAGGUUUCGUGUUCACGUCCCCCCCAAGCCACACGGAGUCUCUCCGAACAUUGUGGAACGUAGACUGCACUUGUAGCUCAUCUUCUUCAACACUGAUCAUUAUUUCAGUGAGCAAACUGUGAAGGGGCUGGGGGGGCGGGGGGGGAACCAGAGGGGCGGCCAGCAUCCAUGUGGGGGUUGCCCUGCCCGCCUCCCAAGGGGUGGCUGUGCCCCUCUAGUUGGUGAUGCCCCCACAUCUGUUCCUGUGAACUGUCCCUGGCCAGGGCUCGUCUGUGCGUAGGGGACAGUGGCUGGGAUACCGCCCCCGGCGUGGCCCCACGUGCAGCCCCCACUUUUGACUUGGGGGGGGGGGGUUCUCAUCCCUGACUUGUCAGAAGCCGGCAGCUCUGGGCCCCUAAGCAGGUGGCGUGGAAGGCCCAGCCCACCCCUCACCAGCCCGGCUCUCCUGCUGACCUUGCAAAUUCAGCCGCUGCUUUGAGCCCAAAAUGGGAGUCUUGGUGUCUUGUUCCCAGACGUGUUCCCUGUUUGUCUGGGAAGCGCAGAGCCUCCAGACAAGACGCCAUCUGCCUCAAUGUUGGCAGGCCAGUGGAUGGGAAUCCCUUCCCAGUCCCACCCCCACCCCACCCCACACCCUCCGGACAGUGUUAAUAGCAAGCAUCUAGCAUUCUUUUGGUUGGUAGUUGAGCAAACUGACAUUACAGAAAGUGCCUUAGACACUACAGUACUAAGACAAUGUUAAAUCUAUUAUUUGCCUCCACAACAAUUUAACGCGUUGUUUUGACUGUGCUUCCUAUCAUGUACCUCUGUAGUCGAAGUGGCAUCACAGACCUUCAGUGACGAGGAAUCAGUGUUAACUCUAGACCCUUGCUCCUCUGCAGCGUGCUUGACCACACACGCCCUUUGGGUUAAAAGCUUUAACAUCUGUUAGGAAGAAUCUGUCGUGUGGGUUUGGGAUUGCCAAUCCCCUCCCCACCCCUUUAUGAAUUGUACUGGCUGUUGACCACCAGACACCUGACUGCAAAUCUCUUUUCUUGUAUUCCCAUAUUUCUAGACAAUGAUUUUUGUAAGACAAUAAAUUUAUUCAUUAUAGAUACUUAUGCCUGCUCUGUUUACUUGGAGGACGAAGCACCCAUUGAGAAUAAACAGAUCUCAAUAAAUGAGAAUAAUCCUGUG
Molecule: messenger RNA, 7728 nt
Organism: Echinops telfairi (small Madagascar hedgehog)
Lineage: Eukaryota; Metazoa; Chordata; Mammalia; Afrosoricida; Tenrecidae
Gene: MYH10
Product: myosin heavy chain 10
Exons: 43
Coding region: 114-6140 (2008 amino acids)
Cellular component (GO): myosin complex
Molecular function (GO): actin filament binding; ATP binding; cytoskeletal motor activity
Source: RefSeq, a predicted model, not a curated record